GGCGACCGCCCUCUCACAGCUCCUUUCACUCGUACUCACAAAAUGAACACAGACCUGCACUCCAACACCGAGCAAUCUGCACCAAGCCAUGAAGAGCCAGCACCGCUGGAUAGUUACGAGCUGUACUGGCGAGACCGGCAGAAGAUGCUCGAAGAUCGCGGGUACAUGCUGCGCCCUCGGUAUUGCGACCAAGGGACAAAGGAGGGACGCGUCAAAGCGACUCCCAUCGACCCACCGCUCUAUGAAAACUAUGCAGUAAAGCGUCCCGUGCGGACGAACAUCAUGGACGCCACUCGCAUCUCGGACGGCAAGCUGGUGAUGAUCAAAGCAGGGCCUACAAAAGCCGAAGAGUUCAAGAUGAUCUUGCGGCUUUCGACGCCUGAACUGCGCGCAGACCCGCGAAACCCUUGCGUGCCGAUGCUGGACCACUUCGUCGACAUCCACGACGACCAGAUCUCGUACAUCGUCACGCCAUUCUUCAGACGUUUCGACGACCCGCCUUUCCAAACAUUCCAGGAAAUCUUAGACUGUAUAGAUGCCUUGUUGAACGUAUGCAGCGCCGAUUGCGCCAGGGAGAACGUUGUCAUCGAUGCUGCCGCGCUCUAUCCGCAAGGUUUUCACCCCUCCCAACUGGACAUGCUACCAGACCUUAGUGGUCCUGCUCCCGUCUUGAAAAGAUCUCAAUCGCCAUGCCGGUACUAUUUCUUCGAUUACGAGCAGUCACUGUACAUCCCAGUGGAUGUGUCCCCUAAAAUUGCCCCUUGCUGGUUCGGAUGGGAUUCAAAUAUUCCCGAAGUUGAGUUCAGCGGCAGACCGUACGAUCCGUUCAAGGCGGACGUAUGGCUGCUCGGGAGGGUAAUCUCACGGGAAAUCUGCUGCGAAUGGUCCGGGUUCGAUUUUGCGUUCUCCGUGUCGAUGGCGAUGGCAAGCGACGAUCCUGCCCUGCGACCGGACCCCGCAAGUUGUCUGGCGGCGUGGAAAGACGUGAGCUCAAAGAUAGGCCUGAGACGGCGCUGCGCCAGAGCACGUUUGCGGCACAGCGGCAAGCCCAAUACGGGGUCACAAGUGCAAGAUUUCCUCUUAUAUAUCCGCGCACUUCGAACGCGCGGCCUCGAAAAAUUCCGGCUUCUUUGUUAG
Phanerochaete carnosa HHB-10118-sp is the source of this 1137-nucleotide messenger RNA. RefSeq lists its product as uncharacterized. The transcript has 4 exons. The record is from RefSeq and is a predicted model, not a curated record. NCBI's taxonomy places the organism in Eukaryota, Fungi, Basidiomycota, Agaricomycetes, Polyporales, Phanerochaetaceae. The coding region runs from base 43 to 1137 and encodes 364 amino acids.